UUUUUUUCCUGCCUCGGUACGGGAGCCGAGCGGGGACCAGCUAGUUACGCAGCGGCCGUGGGUCUCCACCCGAGAGUAUGGCGGGUGGGAUUGCACAGGAAAGCGAGGGUGAAGCGGAGACAUGCCGGAGAUGGUGAAAAAGAAACAAAGAGAUGCAAGUUCUUUAAUAACGUGUGGAAAUUAGUUUAAGUUGGGGCUGUUUUCCUGAUGCGGCAUCCGACCCGAAAAACUGCGUCUGCAGUUCAUUGUAGGGGCUAAUAUAGCCAGCGUUUGACCAGUGUCCUCCAUGGAGCAAGUUUGUUUUUUUCUGAUGCAGAGUGAGGGGUGAGCUAAGCAGAUGAAAACCCGCAGGCUCCACAUCAUCGGGCGAUAUUUCCUUCUUCCCAGGGCACAUUUUUGGACAAUUGCAGUCAUCGGAUGCCCGUGUAUCUGUCAGUGUCUGGCCUGCAUGGGGGAAUUUCUACAAUGAAAUCCAUCUUGGGGCACCGAGUCUUUGUGCUCUGCCAUAGCUGAGCAGCAGCGAGCAAGACUGUGUUAUUGACAACCCGUUCAAAAUGGGACACGAAUGGUGAAUGUAAUUCGUACGGGAACAUUUUGGAGUUCAUUUCAAUGACGCGCGGAGAUUUGAUAACGUUGCCGUACGACUUGAUUUAAUCCACGAUGCGCGAGUAUAAAGUGGUGGUCCUGGGCAGCGGUGGAGUCGGGAAAUCCGCCCUCACUGUGCAGUUUGUUACCGGGACGUUCAUUGAGAAGUACGACCCCACUAUUGAGGAUUUUUACCGCAAGGAGAUCGAGGUGGACUCCUCACCCUCGGUUCUGGAGAUCCUUGACACCGCUGGUACGGAGCAGUUCGCGUCCAUGCGGGACCUUUACAUCAAAAACGGUCAAGGAUUCAUUCUGGUCUAUAGCCUUGUCAACCAGCAAAGCUUCCAGGACAUCAAGCCGAUGAGGGAUCAGAUCAUAAGAGUGAAAAGGUACGAGAAGGUUCCUGUGAUCCUGGUGGGGAACAAAGUGGACCUGGAAAGCGAGAGGGAGGUAUCGUCCAGCGAAGGUCAGGCCUUGGCCGAGGAGUGGGGCUGCCCGUUCAUGGAGACGUCAGCCAAGAGCAAAACCAUGGUAGACGAACUGUUCGCUGAGAUCGUUCGGCAGAUGGACUACGCCGCCCAGCCGGACAAGGAUGACCCCUGCUGCUCCUCUUGCAAUAUACAAUAGCCCCGGGGGCCUCGAGCAACAGGCCAGACAAAAAGUCUACUUAGAUGAAGCUACUUUGACCCGCAGCAGAGAGACACACGCUUAGACACACACACGCCAACUAAACAGAAGAAAAAUUCAUGGUUGAACGCAAUGGAUUUUACUCCACAGAGCAUAAAAUCCGCAGUGACAUGAUUAUUAAUAACAACAUGUUAGUAAUGAAUACAUUUUGAAUGAGGAAUGCUUGGAAUUUGCCACGAGAGAAAUUGACAAAUGACAAAAAAGGAACAAGCCCUUGCCUUAUGUUACUCCCUUCUGUUUGGGUUUGUUUUGAUCUUUUUAAGUAUGGGGGGGGGAAUCAUCAGCAUACAGUGACAGAUCAGGAUCUUUACUCUUUAGGUUGUUCUA
Molecule: messenger RNA, 1599 nt
Organism: Etheostoma cragini (Arkansas darter)
Lineage: Eukaryota; Metazoa; Chordata; Actinopteri; Perciformes; Percidae
Product: ras-related protein Rap-2a
Exons: 2
Coding region: 661-1212 (183 amino acids)
Biological process (GO): negative regulation of cell migration; Rap protein signal transduction
Cellular component (GO): plasma membrane
Molecular function (GO): GTPase activity; GDP binding; GTP binding
Source: RefSeq, a predicted model, not a curated record